Messenger RNA from Sebastes umbrosus (honeycomb rockfish), 1748 nucleotides. Its product is annotated as protein FAM3C-like. The transcript is spliced from 10 exons. Lineage: Eukaryota; Metazoa; Chordata; Actinopteri; Perciformes; Sebastidae. The record is from RefSeq and is a predicted model, not a curated record. Bases 359 to 1084 code for a protein of 241 amino acids.
CUAAAACAGGUCUAUUGUGGGUCUCAGAGGGUUAAUGCAGACUGAGAUGCAGAUGUAAAACAUCUUUUAUGAUUUUAUUUCAGAGUGCUGUGCAGCUUUGUACAGUAGGUGUGUCAGCUCUCUGAGUGCUGCAUGUUUACCAGAAACAGGUAACUUCACACCCUCAUAAAUAAUCCAUUCCACAUUCUGAUGUCAUCAGCUGAGUGACUUGGACUCUGGCCCUCCGGGUACAGCGAAUUGUCUGUAACCACGUUCAGGAGGCGGAACAGGACCAACUUGUUUGUCUCCUGCAGCUUCACCUGAACGCCUCCCUGAACUCCUAGUCAGUCCCAACGCCGCCGCCGGACAUCAGAGAGACAUGCUCACAGUCAGAGUGGGAAGAAUAAAAAUGGCGAGACAAAACACAGGAAAGAUUUUACGGUUCAUCUUGGUGUUGGUGCCGUUGGUGGUUUUUAUCACAUUCAUCCUGCAGAAAUACAGCAGCCCAUUCAACGGUGAUUUGCUUCGUGCUUUAGCUGAACGUUCUGAAAUGCCCGGUCCGCCCACCAAGGCGCCCUCUAAAGCUGGAUCGUGUACCAUAAUGAAGGACUGUCCAGAGGAUUACUUCAGCUUCUUCGUCCAGAGCGGAGCCGCCAACGUCCUACCACCAAAGAUCUGCGUCCAGAACAAACUGGUUGUGGGAUCGAUCCUGAACAACGCUGGACUUGGAAUAAACGUAGUGAUACUAAACGGUAAAACAGGAGACGUCUUAAAGACAGCUCACUUCGACAUGUUCGGUGGCGAUGUGAAACCUUUCAUUGAGCUGCUGAAGACAAUCGAGACCGGAUCUGUGGUUCUGAUGGCGUCCUACGACGAGCCGUCAACAAAGCUAACUAAAGACGCCAGGGAGCUGAUAGCUCAACUGGGAAGCACUUCUGUCAAGUCACUGGGAUUCAGAGAUAACUGGGUGUUUGUUGGUGGGAAGGGAGCAUCAGUGCAGAGCAACUUUGAGAAGUACAUGAAGAACGACAACACAAAGAAUAAAUACGACAACUGGCCCGAGAUCAUCGAACUACACGGAUGCAUCCCCAAAUACUUGGAGUGACCCACUGCGUCACCCUAAAGGAACAUUUGAUCAUAAAGCAGCAGGAACAUGAAGCAUAAUGAUUGUACUAUAAGAAGAGCUCUGGAUGAACCAGUUACUGCAUCAUCAGAAGUAGAAAUCCAGCUGCUCUGCUGCGUCUUCCUCAUGUCAUGAGGUUUGAUGGUGGUCUGAACUGUUCUGUCUGUUACUGUGACACAAAGACUGGUGAACAUUUCCACCACAAUACUUCUGUUUUUCUUGAUUUUUAAACAUUUUUCUUGAGGUCUGAAGGACGUUUUGCAUCAAAUAGGACUGCUUUGGUCUUCCCUACAGAUGUUGUAAAAGAAGAUACGAGUCGAUACAGCUGCAGAAUACGCAGAACAGAAUAAUACCCCUUUCACACCAAUGACCAGGGUUGGACCAGGGUUAUCUGACCCAUGUUCAACCCUCCUUUUGUCAAUUCAAACCAAGCCAGUCAACCCGGGUUGAACCCCGGUCAGGACAAUUCAGAUACGACCUGGCUCACAACCCGGAAGCUGCAUACCAAUUAGCUCAGGUGUUACAAAUGGGCGAGGGCGGGGGGGGGGGGGUUACAGGUCUGGAGGAUUAUAGAGAGAGAAGAUAAAAGUGGCAUCAUCAAUGUGUGCAAAAACUUAUAAUAUCACAGAAUGCCGCUUUUAAAACA